Microdochium trichocladiopsis is the source of this 735-nucleotide messenger RNA. RefSeq names its product cytidine deaminase-like protein. Gene Ontology annotation, cellular component: cytosol. The record is from RefSeq and is a predicted model, not a curated record. Lineage: Eukaryota; Fungi; Ascomycota; Sordariomycetes; Xylariales; Microdochiaceae. The coding region runs from base 92 to 604 and encodes 170 amino acids. The transcript has 3 exons. Gene Ontology annotation, molecular function: cytidine deaminase activity; zinc ion binding.
AGGGAAUACCUAGGCGCAGAAAUCUACUACUUCUUGCCCGAUUAAAGAAAGACUCUAGAUUCAUCCAUUCAAGCAGUCACCUGUAGAAACCAUGGCAACAUCGACCAUCCCGGCGUGGACCGCCACCCCAGCCAGCGACGCCGCCCGCGUCGAGGACACGUGCAAGACAUACGGCCUGACCGUCAAUGAGUUCCACGAGCUCCGCAAGCGUUGUGUUGCGGCAAAGGCCACAGCCUACUGCCCAUACAGCCGCUUCCGCGUCGGCGCCUCGGUCAUCUCUGUCGACAACGCCUACUUCGACGGCGCCAACGUCGAGAACGCCUCAUAUCCUGUAGGCACCUGUGCCGAGCGGGUCGCCAUCGCAAAGGCCGUCACCGAGGGCCACCGCAAGCUCAGGGCCGUUGCUGUUGCCACAGACAUCGCUCCCCCCGCCAGUCCUUGCGGCAUGUGCCGUCAGUUCAUCCGCGAGUUUUGCGCUUUGGAGGGACCAAUCAUCAUGUUCGACAAGGAUGAGAACUACACUGUCCUUCGGCUGCAAGAGCUCCUGCCUCUCUCGUUUGGGCCCGAAGCUUUGCCACCAGCAAGCUCGCUGCCUCCGCAGUAAUCCGUGACCGUGCUAUGAUUUGUAUCUUGGAGAUACCAUGGGGCGGCAUAUGCUGGAGCGGCACAGAACCAUUGAAACACGCCAGGUUACAGCACCAAAGACGAAACUCGGCGCACGAAGGCGUUCGGUGC